AUGAGUGUAUUUAUUGCUGGUAUUAAACCUGACAGUGCCUGUGGUAAAGAUGGUAGAAUACAAGUUGGUGAUGAAUUACUUGAGGUAAAUGGUCAUGUAUUGUAUGGUAGAAGUCAUUUGAAUGCAUCAUCUAUUAUCAAGGGAGUAACAGAGAGUAAAGUGAAAAUGAUUUUACUUCGUCGACCUGAUUUUUUGGAACAUAUGGCUAUUAAACCAUUAAGAAUGGGACCACCUGUACAGAAAGAGGUCAAUGUCAUUAUGGAGAUGAUCCUUAUCGAUGUUCAUGAUGAUCUGAAAUCACAAGAAGCACCUCCACCUGUACCAAUAAUAGUUAAAGAACCAGUGAUAGAAUUAGAAGAGCCUGUGACCAUUACAUUACAAAAGGGUCCACAAGGUUUAGGAUUUGGUAUUGCUGAACAUACACGUGAAGGUGAUACUGGGUUUAUAUAUGUUAAAUCUAUAACUCCAGGUGGAAUAGCUGACCAGGAUGGUCAGUUGACAGUGGGUGAUCAUAUUAUUGAAGUUCGUGAUAAAUCACUCUCAGGCGUCACUUAUGAAAAGGCAAUAGAAAUUUUACGCACAACUCAGGGUAGUGUUAGAUUAAAAGUUAGAAAAAUCAAGAAGAAAGAAGAGCCUAAUUCUGUGAUGCAAUUAUCAAAUAUGCUAGGUGAAUCAUCAACUGACCCUGAUCAACCUGAAGAAGCUGUUGUAGAUCCUUUAACUUGUGAAAUAACUCCAGGUAGGGAAACCUAUAUAGAAAUAGAGAAAGGUAGAACUGGAUUAGGACUGAGUAUUGUUGGUGGAUCAGAUACUUUACUGGGAGCUAUAAUAAUACAUGAAGUAUAUGAUGAUGGAGCAGCAGCUAGAGAUGCUAGAUUGUGGGCUGGUGACCAGGUUCUAGAGGUCAAUAAAGUAGACUUACGUGAUGCAACACAUGAUCAUGCAAUCCAAGUAUUACGUCAGACACCACCCCGUGUUGGAAUGAUUGUAUAUAGAGAUGAUAACCAAGUUAGAGAAGAAGAUAUAUAUGAUGUAUUUAGUGUUGAGCUAAUGAAACGACCAGGGAAAGGGUUAGGAUUAAGUAUUGUUGGAAAGAAGAAUGAUGUGGGUGUUUAUAUAUCAGAUAUUGUGAAAGGAGGGGUAGCUGAAUCUGAUGGUAGAUUGAUGCAAGGUGAUCAAAUUUUAUCAGUAAAUGGAGAAGAUAUGAGAAAUUCUACUCAAGAAUAUGCAGCAGCUGUUUUGAAGACAUUAAUGGGUAAAGUGUCUCUAACAGUUGGAAGAUUAAAGGCUGGCUCACGGACUUCAUCUAGGAGAAAUUCGAACUCUCCUGGUCAUGCGCUUAAAAAAUCAGAAUCUUCAGCGAGCAGUCGGUCAAAAGGCAAACAUUCUAAAAAAACCUUAUCUGUUGGAAGUGAAGAAACAGGAUUAAGAACUGUGGACAUAAAACAUGAUGAGUCUGGAACUCUUGGAUUAAGUAUUGCAGGAGGAAUUGGUAGUUCUUUAGGAAAUGUACCAAUAGUUAUAGCCAACUUAGCUCCUGAUGGUCUAGCAGCCAGGUCAGGCGAAUUAAGGAUUGGUGAUAAAAUAUUAAUGAUAAAUAAACAAUCAACAGAUGGUAUGACUCAUGAUAUGGCUGUUCACAUACUUAAAACAUCAGCUAAUCUUCAACUACAAGUCUUACAAUGUGAAGAUGUCACUGUGAGUGUUAAUGGACAGAACUCAAGAACAGUUAGUAUGGAUAUAUCUGAUAAAGGUCAUUCUGAUAUUGAUACAGAGAGUCAACCACCUCAAUGUAAAACUAUAGUAUUAACUCGGGGUGCUGAUGGUUUAGGGUUCUCUAUAGUUGGAGGUUAUGGAAGUCCACAUGGUGAUUUACCAAUCUAUGUCAAAAAUGUUUUUACUAAAGGUGCAGCAGCAGAUGAUGGUCAAUUACAGCGAGGUGAUCAAAUAGUAUCUGUUAAUGGACAUAAUUUAGAUGGAGUGACACAUGAACAAGCAGUCGAUGUUCUUAAAAAUGCUAAAGGAAAAGUAACUAUUAUUGUAUUAUCAUGAUAGAAAUCCAUCGUCACAACAAUUGUUAAGUUUUAACUGUAUACAUGUAUAUAGAAUGUUUCUGGAGAUCAAAAAGUGAUUUAAAAUGACCGAGGCCUACAUGAUUAAUAACUGCCAUUAAUUUCAUUAUAUUUACCAUUUUGAUGUUGUAAUUUGUACAGUUUGAUAUCUUGUUAGCUUGUAUUUCGUUUAAAACAACUGGUUGUGACUUUAGUUUAAAUUCAAUAUUGUCUGUAUGUGGUGAUAACUUGACUGGAACAAUUAUUAGAGAUGAGAUGUUCAUCUGAUACGUUCUACUUUAUAUGUUUAAUAUCAUAUUGACAGUAAAUAAAAUCUGGUCAUAAUGCUUGUGUUCCUACACGUCUCUAUUCUGUAUUGUAUACUAUAGUAUUUCAGUUUUGCUCAUUACGAAAAGUAUGUGUUGAUAUCAAUGUAUUGAAGGUUAUGUGCCAUUUAUUUCAAUGUUUUUGUUUUAUUUUCCUACAAAUAUUGUUGUUAAUUAUUCCAUAUCAUAGAGACACAUGUUAUAAAUAUUAUACUAAUUAACUUGCUAGCAUUCCUUACUAUGUAUAUAAUAGAGAUUGUAUAUAAAUAAAUGUUAUUCAAAUGACAGAUGUUUAAAUAGACAUUGAUAAUGUAAAGCUUAUUAUAUUUGGGGGUAAGAAAUGUUACAAUGUAAGCUUAAAAUUAUGAUGUUUGAAAUGUUAUAAGGAUUAUAAAAUGAAAUGUUAGAAUGUAAAAUAUAUGGUACUUAGGUGAAGAAAUGUUAUGAUGUGAUGUAAAGUUUAUGAUAAUGAAGUUUUGAAAUGUAAAACAUGAUAAUUAAUAAAGUAUAAUAUAAAGCUUAUGAUAAUGAGAGUUGGAAAUGUUUUAUUUCUAAUAUCAUUAUAAAUUUUGAAGUAAAAUUUUUAAAUUAUGUUAUAAUUUAGAAUAUGAUUUAUUUAGUGGCAAACAAUUUGAUGUUGAAAGCCUUUUGUUGUUGAAGCAAAAUUUUGCAAUACUUAUAUACCUAUUCUCUUGUUUAUUGCUUUAUAAAGAUGCAAUAUCUCUAAAUAUAAAGGAUGAAUUUGUGAGAAUAAAGUUCUUUCUCUUUUUAUUAUCAAAACAUCAGAUCUUAAUUGUCUGUUCAAAUAUACUAUUGUUAAUUUCUUUUAAAAGUCUUCCUUAUUUAAUUUACUUCUUACUAAGGUGAAACUUUUCUACAUAUACCUUAUGCUUGAUUAUGCUUCUUGAAUGCAUUUUAACAAGAAGAAUUUUUCUUGAAUGUUUUAAAGUUGUUCUUACAGUAAGUUAGUAGAUUUCAUUGCACACCAUACUCUCUUGUUAAAUCCUAUGCAAUUAGGUUUUAUGCUAAUGCUUGAAAUGCUAUGUUUCCGUGUUCAUGUUUUGUUAAAAUAGAAGCUUAAAUGAAGGGUUAGUUGGUAUUAAAUGAGCCUCUGAACAAUGCUUGAUUGAAUGUACACUCAAAAUAAUUAUUAUUUACAUAUAGUGAUAUAUAUGAUUCAGAUUUUAUAUAUCUUGUUUUUGUCAGUUAUUCAAGAUGAAUUUAUAUAAAAAAUAAAAUUUAUUAUCAGAUUC
Lottia gigantea (owl limpet) is the source of this 3630-nucleotide messenger RNA. RefSeq lists its product as hypothetical. The transcript has 16 exons. Lineage: Eukaryota; Metazoa; Mollusca; Gastropoda; Lottiidae. Gene Ontology annotation, molecular function: protein binding. The coding region runs from base 1 to 2052 and encodes 683 amino acids. The record is from RefSeq and is a predicted model, not a curated record.